Molecule: messenger RNA, 993 nt
Organism: Clarias gariepinus (North African catfish)
Lineage: Eukaryota; Metazoa; Chordata; Actinopteri; Siluriformes; Clariidae
Product: trace amine-associated receptor 13c-like
Exons: 1
Coding region: 1-993 (330 amino acids)
Biological process (GO): G protein-coupled receptor signaling pathway
Cellular component (GO): membrane
Molecular function (GO): trace-amine receptor activity
Source: RefSeq, a predicted model, not a curated record
AUGAACCUGACAGGGUUUAACCAGUCUGAUCGCUGUAAGCAUUUCUUCUGUCCACAGAGGUCUGUAUAUCUUGAAGUUUAUAUUUUACUGUACGUGUGUUCAAGUGCUGUGGUUCUUCUAACAUUGUGUGGAAAUCUGCUCAUCAUCAUCUCUGUUCUUCACUUCAAGCAGCUUCAUACACCAACAAACACAAUUGUUCUCUCUCUGGCUGUGUCAGAUUUUCUCAUUGGCGCGUUUGUGAUGCUUCCAGUGUUAAUCUGGACAAUCGAGUCAUGCUGGAUUUUUGAAAAAGGUUACUGCUUCUGUUUAAUGGUUACUUCUUUUUUUCUUGGGAAUGUGUCCAUCUACAAUAUUGCUCUGAUUGCUGUAGAUAGAUAUUUGGCUCUCUCAAAUCCAUUUUUCUACAUAAACAUAAUCUCUAGAAGGAAAAUGUGCAUUGUGGUUUAUUUAAACUGGUGUUUGUGUCUGAUGUAUGUCAUAGCAGUUCUGUAUUUUAAUGGAAGUUUCAUGACUUUUUUCAUUUGUCCUGGAGAGUGUUUUCUCUUUUUUAAUGAGAUUUGUUCUAUAAUUGAUCUUGUUCAUUCAUUUAUAUUUCCCCUUUGUGUCAUAAUUAUAUUAUAUACUUUAGUUUUUGUGAUUGCUAAGAAACAUGCCACUGCUAUCAGAGACUUUAAUAAUCUCACACUGCCUAAAACACAGAAAGUCACCUCACACUCAAUGAAAUCUGAAAGAAAAGCAGCAAAAGUACUUGGAAUUUUAGUGUCUGUGUUUUUGGUGUGUUUACUUCCAUAUUUUGUUUUCACUUUUUUAGGAAAUGUUAUUAAAAUACAGCCAGAAACUUUUCAGAAAGUCCUUAUUAUGAUAUAUCUUAAUUCUACCAUUAAUCCAUUUAUUUAUGCUCUGUUUUACCCAUGGUUUAGGAGAUGCACUAGACUGAUUAUAACUCUGCAAAUAUUUCAAGCAGACUCUGCAUUAAUCAAUGUUCUUUCAUGA